AUAAUAGAACCAUUUGAACCCAACAUAACCGUUAUCUAACCCCAAGACCAUAGGCUCGCAGAAAAUUAGAGCUCUACUCAUGGCGUGGAGGAUGAUGUAUAAAUCUCUAGCUACCCUCAGCCGUCAUCGUCCUUGUUUUUCUCUUUCUCUCAACUAUAAUCAUAACCUUCUCUUUCUCGUCUCCCCACCUGCAAAAACCUACAGCUUCUUCUCUUCUCCAUCUGCGAGACCCAAACUUCUUACAGGAGUAUUAACAGCAACAUCUCAUAUUGUUUGUUCUUGUAAUGGUAAACCUUUCCUUGAAUCCUUCAGCUUCUCCUCUAAAUCAGAAUCAACCACCAGUAACAACAAGAAGCUCGUCAACACCAAGGUUAAUUUCUCUCUCUCCGAUUCAGACGAUGACGAUGACAAUACCCAAAACUCCCCUGCUGCUACAACUAGAGAAAUCGACAAAUCCAAGCUCCCUCCUCCUUACGACCCUUUCAGCAAGAAGCCAGCAAUUGAGGAACCCAAAGACCCAAAAGAUCUUCAAGAGAUAUUUCAUAACAUGAAAAGCGAAGGUCUUUUCAACAAUGCAGUCAAGAUGUUCGACGCUUUGUCUAAAGACGGUCUAACCCACGAGGCCCUCCAGCUCUUCGCUCAAAUCAAGGAUAAAGGACAGAUGCCCGACGUGGUGGCUCACACGGCCGUAAUCGAGGCUUACGCCAAUGCGGGUCAGCCCAAGGAGGCCCUCAAGGUUUUCAUGCGGAUGCUUGCGUGCGGAGUUCAGCCCAAUGCGUACACCUACAGUGUACUCAUAAAGGGACUAGCUGGAGAACCCAAAAUGCAUGGGGAUGCGAAGAAGUACGUGAUGGAGAUGAUGGGGAAAGGGAUGCGUCCAAAUGCUGCCACGUAUACCGCUGUGUUUGAGGGGUUGGUGAGAGAGCAGAAAGAGGAGGAGGCCAGGGAGUUGCUGCAACAGAUGAAGGAGAAAGGAUUUGAGGUUGAUGAUGAGGGAGUUGUGAGGGAAGUUGUCAGCACCAAGAGAGGCCAUAUAUUUAGAACUCUAAUCAACAUUCUGUUUGGCAGGUAGUAAUUCCACCUCUCUGUUUCUCCUGUUUGAAAUUUUAGUUUCAAACUAGAUAGUUCAUCAAUCAUCCUCAUUCUCAAUUUCUUUUUCAUCCAUGUAACCCAGUGCAUUUGACAUGGGUAGGGCUAUAUAGAAUGUUUUAUAUACAUUUAUGCGUGAAAAUUUAAAAGGUGCUAGCAUGUACCAGUUUUUGAGCUA
Messenger RNA from Carica papaya (papaya), 1267 nucleotides. RefSeq lists its product as uncharacterized. Gene Ontology annotation, molecular function: protein binding. The record is from RefSeq and is a predicted model, not a curated record. Lineage: Eukaryota; Viridiplantae; Streptophyta; Magnoliopsida; Brassicales; Caricaceae.